AAGUGGGGAGGGGGGGUGAAAGGAACCACAGUGACAUGUCUGCUCUAAAUGUUUAUGUUAUGUUCUAAUAAAACUUACGAUGGACGAAAGCGUUGUCAGUAAUUCACAUGACAUUUCAUCAGGAAAUAGCAUUCUGUACGAACUAUUCGUGUAUUCCGAAUGGAAGCUUGACCCAGAAUUACCUAAACGUCUCUCUCAAAGUCAAGAAGGGUUCACCUCUCUCUUGAAAAGUGCCCUUACCCUUCGUGGACGCAAUGUACAAUCUGAGCAGGUGCAAAGAUUACUCACUUGUCAACAGCCAUGGCGAUUGUGUGUUGGGGAUGGUGGCAAAGUUGUUGCUAUUAUACAAGAUUCAUCACUUGAAAUUCGUUCUUCUCGAGAUGCUUAUUCAUCAGUCAUAGCAAAAGCUUCAUUACCUAAAGAUCCCUUUUCACAAUGGAGAAGAUGGUGCUGGUCCCCUGACUGCACUAUGUUAGCGGUGGGGUUCAGCAACGGCACAAUUCGAGUUUAUGACCUGAUGGGCUGCAACCUCUUUUCUAUAUUACCUGAAAAGCAGAAACAAGAACUUACCUUUCCUGAUACUGCCAACUCUUUUGCCACAUGCUUCUUCCUUCAACCUCGCACUUCAUCCCAUAAGUGGUCCAGCGAGUUAGUCACAGUUGAUUACAAUGGUCUGCUGCACAGUUACUUGGUUUCUCCCACCGAAGGGUUCCAAGAAAACCAUUCAUUUUCCUUUGCUUCAGUGUAUCGUAAUGGCAUUACUUCUGUAGCAUACCAUCCUGCACAUUCCUUGCUUUUUGUGGCAGGACCUGUAAUGUGCAAAGGAAGUCUACAAUUGCAGGAAUUUGGAGACAAAGCUGGAAUUACUGCUUGGAGAAUUUUGAAUGACCACCCAUUUUACCAAAUUGUCCAUCACAAUAAAAAUGAAAAUUUAUGUUUUGCAAAUAGCAUGUGGAAAAUACCAUUCAUUGGAUCAAAAAAUCUUCUGAGUUACGUAGUACGGAUGGAAGUUUCACCGUGCGCCACAAGAAUGGCUGCCUUGCAUUCCUGUGGUGAAGUCUCAUUGUGGUCUGUGCCAGGCAUCAGGCUGCAAGGGUUUUGGCCUUUAAUUAACCAACCUGACUGGAAUAUUCAGAACCCUUUGACAGUGGAACUAGAGUCACCGAAUGGAAAGCGUUCUUCAAACAUCCGUCAGUCUUUAUCCAAUGAAUCUUUUUACCCUAUUGAUUUAGAUUGGUGGUCAGAAGAGUCUCUUGUGUUGGUAAGAAACUCAGGGGCCGUUAGUGUGUGUGAAAUUUCCAGCCUCCAAAACUUACUAGGUGAAAGUCCUGAGUUUUUGGCAGGACCAGCACAAGUUAAAAGGUUUCAAAAUGAGAAAGGGUUUCUUGCACUUGAAUGUGAUGUAGAUAUUUUGAGCAAUGGACGUAACUCAAGUGAAGAAGCUUUUGAGGAGGAUUCCUUAGAGGAGUUAAGUGAUGACGAAGCAGAAGAUGAAGCACCAGUCACAGUAGUACAACGUGUUGCCACUGUUCUUAAUGCAGUUGCAUACUUGGUGACAGAUUUAGAGCGUUUCAGACCAAAAAGGAGAAGGCUUAAAUUGUGCAGACGUACUUACAGGCUUCUUGCUCUUCGUAGUACCACACCUGAAGAACUGUACUCUAGAAAGCUUGAUAAUGAAGAAUAUGGAGAGGCUCUAACACUGGCACAUGCAUACAAUUUAGAUUGUGACUUGGUGUACCAAAGACAGUGGCGAAACAACAAAGUGUCCGUUGCUACAAUCAGAGAUUAUCUAUCUAAAGUUUCUAACCAGACAUGGGUACUUAGAGAAUGUCUUGAACGAGUACCUGAAUCACUUCUUGCAGCUCGUGAGUUGCUAGAAUUUGGCCUUAAAGCAACAUCCAAGGAAUCAUUUCGAAACCUGAGUGGAAAACGCAAGGUUAAAGAUGUUGAGGACAUGACUGAUAAUCAGAAGGAGUUUCUUGUGUUCCGGCAUACACUUUUGCGUUAUAAAGAUCGCCUUACAAUGUUUGAGAAAAUCCUUGGUGGAUUGCAGCUUGCUGAUGAACUGUUUGAACACAUGGUGUAUGCAGAUUUUCGAUCAUCUUCGUCAUUACGUGCUUGUGUUCAGUUUGCUAGAGCAUCUAACUGCCAAGCAGUUGAAUGUAUGCUUACUUAUCAAAGUGGUCAAACACUACACCAUUGGCUUCCUAUCCUCAGUAAUUUCCCAGAGACUGUUUGCCCCAUGGAAUACAAAUCUCUGCUUCCUGAACUGUCCCCGGAAGGUGUUGUAUUUCCUUGGCAAAAGUCACAGCUUCGUGAGCCAGACUGGAGUGAAAAAUACCCCUAUGAAAAUGUCAAAGGUCUAGAGCUUGAAACACCUGACAUGGAUAAUAAGUGGCUUUAUGAGCAUGAACCAGGUCUUUCUGCUUUCCGGGUUCCUGUGGAUGAACUGACUCCAAAAAUGAUUCAACAGUGGUAUGUUGAAAGAAUAAGAGCUAUUGAAAGGUCAAGUAGAAUGGUUGACAAUGCUCUUAUAUUACUGCGGCUAGCACAGGAUAAUAAUAUCGAGGGCCUUGUAAAUCUUCAUCAAGAAUUGCAAAUUUUAGACUCUUUAGUUUAUGAACUGUUUUUAGAAGACAUUAGUCUUGCUGACUUGGAAAAGAAGUCGCCCUUAGAGAAAGGAAAAUUGUUAAUGUCAAAAACUUCAGAGGACUCUUUUAUUUCUGACAUGAACACACUUCUUCUUCCCUACCUGGACCGCCUGGACAAAGAGGAGGCAGGGAUGAAGCUCCAUCUUCUCCACAGCUAUCUAGUGUCUAUUUCAAAUGAAAGUUUGUUGUUGCCAUUAAAGUUCUUUGAAGGCCAAGAUGAACUAGCAACUGGGCUUUCGCCAGAUGAGCUAUCAACUAUAGCAGUAGACUGUAUUUACUCCUAUGUGGAUACUAAUGACCUGCACUUGGCUCAGGCAAUUCUGAUCACUAUUCCCGUUCAAAGAGUACUUACGGUAUCACACAUAGAACAACUGGAUUCUUUGGAACUGGAGUUAGCAGCAAGCGUUAUUCUACAACGCAAUGGUACACCCAAAUCUCUUGGCUACAUAAGGGACAAUAAACAUGAUGACCUGACCGUAACUCAACUUCUUAUACGGGUUGCAAGAACUGUAGCCAGUAGUAACCCCUCUGCAUCAGAAGCAGUUUGGAUAUCUUUGCUGAAUGACCUUUUGGAUUUGCAGAAAACUGUUUUUAAUUGUGUGACUUGUAGCACAUGUUAUGAGAUUUUCUGUUCAACUUUGCUCUCAUCUGGAAGCAUGUCAUCAAUUAAGUUGGCUGGAAGUUAUUUAAAUUCAGCUUCACCAACUCGAUCUGAAGUGUCCCAAAUAGCGAAAGAGAAGUGUGUUGAUCUGGUACUCUCUGCUGCACGAGAAUAUAUGGAUUCAGCUGGAACCUUAACUGAUCCAUCCAUGGAACUUGCAAGGGCAUGUUUGUAUCUUCUACCGACAGAAGAUUUAGAUAUUCAAGAAGAAAGGAAUCUCUUAUCAGCAUUCCAACUUCUUCACGAUUUUGGAAUGAGAAUUCUUCCCAUACAAGUUCGCCUGUAUCCUGAUAGAUUGCGACUUGUUGAAGAAUGUCUGAAAAAAAAGUCAGGGGCUCAUCGCAAUUCAAGUAAAUUGUUACAACUAGCUGCACAGUUAAACAUUCAUGCUGACAACCCCAGUGAAAGGCAAGGUCGAGUACUAGUCCUGGUUGCCGAAGCUGCCUUUUCUGCAAGUGAUUUCCGCAGUUGUGCUGAAACAUGUAAUCGGCUUGUUGCCGCAAAUUACACCAAUGGCUGGAGUAUAGCAAGUACUUUAGCAAAAUGUGCGGAGUUCAAGGAUCUCUCAACUAGAGCACAGCUUUUAUCAUUUGCUCUACACCACUGUCCUCCUGAUAUGCUACAAGAGCUUGUGAACAUAAGACGCACCCUUGAAAUGGAGUCCUUGCAACAAGUAGUUAAAAAACAAAUUGUUAUGCACAAUUCAAGUCUAUCCUCACAUUUAGAAGGUCACAAUGUCAAUCCACAACAGUCUGAGUCUGCUGGUUUAGAUUUAAUCCAGUCCUUAUCUACUGUAGAAUCAAGUGUUCAAGAGACAACUCAACGCCUCUUGAGCUGUGUUGGAGAUUCUCAAUUUUGGAAAAAAGCUCUUCGUAUUGGCUGGGAUGAGAGUAUUGAAAAAAACGACUCCAAGACAAGCAAAUCUGCUGAACAUCACAUAUGUCAUGCUUUUUAUUCCUCCCUUUACAAAUCAACAGCUUUCUCUCCUAGUAAGCUUGGGUGCAGUUACGACUGCUUCUCUGCCCCUGAUAUGACACCCCAGCUUCAACUAGAACAAGCCCUUUUAAGAAUAUCCUUAUUAGAGCAAGAAUCUGAAAAAGAGAAUUUACCUAAUGUUUUGACAGAAUGUGCCCUUUCUCUCCUAUCUGAAGACUAUCACCUUGGAAUGGGGUAUCUUCUCUCGUUACCCAAGUCGUUUGCUAAGGAGGCAAGUCACCGGGUUUUUGAAGCAAACAUAUCAACUGUAAACCUACAACUAGCUCAGUAUUAUUCAGCCCUCCAAUGGUACAGCAAUCUUGUUAAAGGUGACAAAGAGAAAAUCAGGAAUGUAUUUCUCUACAACCCAAAAGAGGUGGUUUCUCUUGCCCAAAGAUCAAAUUCUGUGGAUGAUCCAUGGCAAAAUGAAUUACUUACCUGGAGAGCUCAGCUUGGUGACUAUGUGCAAGCUCAAGAUCUUUUAACUUUAGACUGUGGAGUUGACGUUAAUCGAUUUGCCUCUGAUGAUCAAUAUCGCCAUGACUCAAUUCUGGGGCUUGCCAUGAAUGAAGACAGCGAAAGAUUACGCUUUGCUUUGGCACUUGCUACAAGGCAUGGUGUGGACCGUGCUGAAGUCGUUGCAGAGCACGUCUCUAACCUCCUCCUAAGCGGCUUGCCAGAGUCUGAAGUAAAACAUCGCCUCUCUGAUUCUGACUUAAAUAAAAUUAUCCAAGAGGCCCCUGAGGUGGUAAAAGAAAAGUUGGAGACUUCAGUGUUUUCACAUAUAGAUGGAAAGCAAAUUAAUUUACUGGAAUUGUAUUACACCAUACUGAACCAAGUUGCACCUUCGCACCGUAAUGUUCGAUUGCUCCCUAAAGAUCACCUCAAGUUGUUGGGGAAGGUGAAAGCUACAACUGCCUCACUUGAUUACAAAUUACUUAUCUCUGGACCAAAGCAAACUAUCAAAGCAGUGGAGUCAUCUCUAACUGUAGAUAACAUUCCACUUGUAGCCAAACUUCUUAAAGCAAUGCCCUCGAGUCUAGCAAGCCCUAUGACAGCAAGCCAACUCUAUGCAAUCUAUCUGAAGCGUCAACUUCUGGUUUCCAGCAAUGUAUCCAUCAAACCUAUUACUCCUCUCUUGGUUCAUAUCAAAGGGGAGGAUAUCAUCCAAGUUAUUGAGAGUGUUUUGUUUACUGAUUUAAAUCAAAGAAGACCUCUCUCGAAUGAAAGUGCAGAAGAGCUGAUUGCCGCUGCACUCCUUCAUUGUGAAUUUUCAGACUCUGAAAAGACUAUGGAAAAGCUUGCUUGUUGGAAAGAUCACAUCCGCAACUCAAGGUGGUUAACAGAUAAAUGGCCAGACGAAAACUCUUGCAAGGAUUACUAUCUCACCUAUGGAGAAAAAAGUAACCUAAUUAAUUUUCUCCACAAUUCAUUCUUUAAUGAUAAUAAAUCAGUAGAAUUUCUUGUGGACUUAUUAAAAGUCAUAUCAACAUCAUGCAACAUAACUGAGGAUAACUUAAUACUGGACAUAUUUAAAAACUCUAUUGAACAGUUUGAGAGAGGUGCUGAAGAGAGCCUAUCCCAAUUGAUUGCAGCUCUUUCCAGGAUAGAACAAUUGUCUUUCCUUGGGAAAUUAAAUGGAUCCAAAGGUGAUUGGGAACAAAUUCUUCGCCCUUUAGCAAUGCAAGAAAAAUUAUCCCCUGAUCACAGACUUAAAGUCUUCAAUAUUCUUCAGCAAAGUGAUACUGAGACCACCCAAGAACCAACACUUCUUUUGUCACAUACAAAAACUAUUCUUGCCUCGUCGUGGCCUCAGAUAACGGUAGCAAAUGAUGAAAUUCUUGAUGAGGAAAAACGAUCAGAACUUUUUCUCAACCUCAUUCAGAAUUCUGCAUCAUGGCAGCAGAGAGAUGCUCUUAGGAGCAUUUUAGACUUGUGGCCUCCCUUCUCUAGAAAUUGUCAAAACACUUUCAAGAUUUGUUCUGAGCUCUUACUGAACUCUGUGGUUUGUGAUAGUGGGAAGUGGACAGAGCAAAAAGCAUCCUAUAUUGUUGAUAUUUUCAGUAGAUAUCCACUAUCUUACAGUCUUCUUGAACAGUUCCUGUCAGAUGUGCAGAAGAAAUCGGAAGAGCAUUUUGAUAAAAAGGGUGACGAAGAAGAUGAUGAUGACGAUAACGAUGAGGAUGAUGAUGGUGAUACUGAUGCUAGGACUGAUGUGCAAUUGCUGAUUCUUAUCUGCCUACUCAGUGAGGACCCAAAAGCCCAUCGCAGAGCUGUAGCCCUUUCUCAACAGCAAUUGAUGGUGCCUUUUCAAGAAAGAGUGGCAGAACUUGCAAUAGCUCAUGGUCUCACAGCUGAUCUCCUCUCUACACCGGCCUACUCUGAUUUGGUAUCUGGAGUGCUUUUCUCUCAGCCUGCCUCCGCCGAAAAUAUUGUUGAAACCUUAAUUGCAAGGAAGCACAUACCAGAAGCAGGCUCAGUGAUCCUGCGCUCAUUUAAUUCUGUUCCUCGUUUCAUGCGGACAUUCUCCGCUUCCAUCAUAGCUGGCCUAAAGGGCACAAAUUCUGACCCGGUGUCUCCGAGCCACUCGAGAGAUGUUACCACUGAAAAGCCAAUGCAAGUUACCUCUUUGCAGUUGCAGUCCUCUGUGAUGGGCAAAGCUUCUAAGGAUGACAAUGAAUGGGAUGCUUCUGAAAACGAAUGGAGUGAUGUGGAGGAAGGUAAAGUUGAAAACACGGAAGAGCCAUUCAGUGCGCCAGUUGGUGACAGUGUGAAGAGUUGUGUCGACGACUCUGUUAGCAAGCCUUGUGCAAAUACUCUGAAGGCAGACGGUUGGGGAGAUCAAGAUGGUUGGGACAAUUGGUCGGAUGAGGAGGAACUAGAGAAGAUUGAUUCUGAGAAGAAGAGCCGCGAGAAGCACAGCCGAGGUGAAGUCUUACAUCAGCAGAAGCACAUCAGCCCCCCUCUUCUGCCGUCCCCUCAGAGUGCGUUUGCCCGAGUACCUCCCAGAGAGCUGGGUGCGGCCGAUUCACCAGUCCUGCUGCAGGCCAAGGACCCCGAGGACGCGCAACCUUCAGACUGGGAUGAGGACGACUGGGGGGCUGGCUGGGAGACUUGAGUAAUGCAAUGAAUGAGUGUAUGUUAAAUUAUGUUGGUUGGGUAUUUCGUGUCUCAUGACAAUUCAUUUUUGUCAUUCAUGACUGUUGUUUGUACUGUGAUCAUAAUCUAGAUUUCCAUUAUGUAUUGUGCAAGACUUACAGGAAAUUUGGACAUUUUAAGAAAAUAAAUUUUAUAUACUGUAUCUUCUAUUUUGUAAACUGAUGAAUAAUACAAUUGCUACAAGCUCGUA
Frankliniella occidentalis (western flower thrips) is the source of this 7636-nucleotide messenger RNA. RefSeq names its product NBAS subunit of NRZ tethering complex. Gene Ontology annotation, cellular component: endoplasmic reticulum membrane; Dsl1/NZR complex. The record is from RefSeq and is a predicted model, not a curated record. Bases 80 to 7405 code for a protein of 2441 amino acids. Gene Ontology annotation, molecular function: SNARE binding. Lineage: Eukaryota; Metazoa; Arthropoda; Insecta; Thysanoptera; Thripidae. Gene Ontology annotation, biological process: retrograde vesicle-mediated transport, Golgi to endoplasmic reticulum. The transcript is spliced from 39 exons.